GUACGCUGGCAAAGGAAAGGAAACAUAAGUCUCUUGGUGUCCACAGACAUCAGAAAAACAACAAAUGCUUUAACAUUUAAAUUCUCACCCGGGGAGACGUGGGAGGAGAAUAACCUGUUUGCAGACUCCGAUGAAGCCACUCUGUUCCUGGGUGUCCUUGACACCAUCUUCCUGUUUUCCUACGCCGUGGGCCUAUAUAUGAGUGGAGUGAUCGGAGACCGCAUGAACCUCCGAUAUGUCCUCUCCUUUGGUCUGUGUGGUUCAGCCAUAGUGGAGUUUGUGUUUGGUACCUUGACUGAGUGGCUGCAGUUCUAUAACAUCUACCUGUACUGUGGCCUUUGGGUUCUGAAUGGCCUACUGCAGUCUGCUGUCUGGCCCUGUGUGGUGGCAGUCAUGGGGAACUGGUUUGGCAAGUCAGGGCGAGGUUUUGUGUUUGGCCUGUGGAGUGCCUGUGCCUCUGUUGGGAACAUUCUGGGCGCAUUCCUGGCAUCCAGUGUUCUCAAGUAUGGAUAUGAGUAUGCCUUCCUGGUCACUUCAGUGCUGCAGUUUGCUGGUGGGUUGGUGGUGUUCUUUGGUCUGCUCACCUCCCCUAAAGAAGUGGGUCUGUGUUUGGAGUCAGAAACAGGUCUGAGUCCAGUGGAGAGAGAAACAGACAGCCGCAGGCCUCUGAUGAGUGAUGAAGAGGAUGAGGAAGAGGAGGAGGAGGGAUCGGAGGAGGUGUGUGACAGAGGGUACUACACCAUCCAGAAGGGGGAAGAGGAGCCGGGGGAAACACCCAAAGCCAUCGGAUUCUGCCAGGCCUUCUGCCUGCCUGGGGUGCUGCCUUAUUCCCUGGCGUACGCGUGUCUGAAGCUGGUCAACUACUCCUUCUUUUUCUGGUUGCCCUUCUACCUGAGCAGGAACUUUGGCUGGAAGGAGGCCCAGGCCGACAGGCUCUCUGUGUGGUACGACGUGGGGGGCAUCAUAGGUGGUACGAUCCAGGGCCUGAUCUCCGACUGCAUGGGGAAGAGAGCUCCAGUGUUAGCCGUCAGUCUGCUGCUGGCUAUGGGAGCCCUGGUGGGGUACAGCCACUCUCCUCCGGACCAGGUGGUGAAUGCAGCUCUCCUGGCCACCACAGGUUUCUUCAUAGGAGGACCGUCCAACAUGAUCAGCUCAGCCAUCUCUGCAGACCUGGGGCGACAGGAGGCCCUCAGGGGCAGUCAGGAGGCUCUGGCUACCGUCACUGGCAUAGUGGACGGGACUGGGAGUAUUGGAGCUGCAGCGGGACAGUACUUGGUAUCUCUGAUUGAGAGCAAACUGGGCUGGAUGUGUGUGUUCUACUUCUUCAUAGUCAUGACAGGGGGCAGCAUAGUCUUCAUUUUGCCGCUGAUCAUGACUGAGAUUCGGGCCAUGUGGAGGGACAGACAGGCACGGACACACCAGCUGUGAAGCCUUCCUAAUGGGACAAUGUAGUUUCCUACUCCUUCCUUAUGGGGCCUACUGCCUGUCAGUCAAUCAGACUAUGUCCACUGAUCACUACUGUAGAUGUAUGUACAAUAUGUCUAUGAAUGUGUAUGUCCAAUCUAUGUAUAUAUUUGGUCUGAAAUGCGUUUUUUAGAGAUAUUACUUCAGCACCUUUUACGAGUGGGGGCAGGGCCCUCUCAAUGUUUGUGGUCUGAGAUAGGAAGUUCCAAGCAGCUGUCAAUCAUUCCAAUUCCUUUACCUGUUUACUGGAGUGUAUAAUGAUUACUCUUAUAGAAUGAUUGGAACUGAUCAUUUGCUCUUAGAAGAGAUCAGAUUUCAAAGACGAAGUCCAUCACUCACUCUUAGGAUCUCACAGUCACACGUCCACUUGGUGGAUUUUCAGUCAUUACCUGUAGCACAUACUGUAGUCAGUGACCACGUUUACAUGCGCACAGUAUUCUGGAUAGUAGCUCAUAUCCCGCAUAAGGUGUUAUUCGGGAUAAGCUGUUUACAUGCACUUCUGAUAUUCCGCUCACGAGUAUCCCUGCGCCGAUUAAUAAACAGAAUAUUCCUCAUUUUAAAUUCAUAUGGGUUAAAUAGUAACUGAAAUAUGGCCUAUAACCUCUCACAUGUAACGUAAUAUAAUAUUAACUCCUGCUGAAUUAUGCAUUUCUUGCAGGAAAAUGAUACAACAAAUGUUAAUUUUGUCUCGGGAAAAGGAGUGGAGAAAUGUGAUUUAUUUAUUUCGGCAUCUCUUCAGAAAAUGCGAGUGUGUGUGUAAUGUGUUAUCUUUGACACUGUUAUGCAAGCAGACAGUAUUUCAACCACACAAAAUAUGCACCCAAGGCAAAUUUAAGUCUUAUCAUAAACGUAUUUCUCAGCUUUUCAUUUCCUUAAAACCGGUCAAACUGAUGACAUUUGAACAUUUUGCACAGGACCAAACUUUCCACUGUUUUUGGAAUCUUUCCACUGUUCUCCCCGAUCCCUAAAUGAAAUACAAUUUUACCGAUGUUAACUAGAUUACUAAUGCAUUCAUUCUAUCGAUGUAAGACAUUAUUCUGGUGAGCACUAGUUUAUUUAGUCUUCUGGGGCAACAAGUUAUGACAGAAGACAACCUGCAUGUAUCUAACUAUAGUUGACAAACAAAUGGCCUACCAAAUGUCUGAAAUUAUGAACAGAAAGUUGGCUAAAUUAGGGGUGAAAUUUGCCAGUAGGCUAUACAAUCCAGUACGGAGUAUCAGUAAAAUAAAUUAUUAUGGGAUUAUGGUGGAUCGAACUGCACAGGUAGCCUACUUUUUGAUGUGAUUUGUUUGAUCACACGACACCCAUGAUACUUGAGUACCCAGAUUAAUAACGGAAUGUUGGUGUGAAUGUAAACGUGGUCAGUGUAAACGGUACGUUUGCAGAUAAAGUUUUUAAGCAGCUUUUUUAAGUCUUAACGGUCAGUAAACAUUAACUGCACGCCUCUGAAAUAGUUUCCUCAAGGGAUUUAUUUAUUUAAAGAACAGUAAGAUUACAUCAAUGUAUAAAAAAUAUUGUCACAUCAUGUCUUAUCAAAAUGAGUUAAAGGGGUAUACUGAUUUUAUUUACUGUAGGUACAUAAAUAAAAACGGUACAAAUAGUUAUCCUGGUUGGACUGGGAUCAGUUGCUAAAUUACUGUAGUGGUUUUAACCAAGGCCACAAGUGCAUUUCAGCUGGUCCAGGACCGGCUAAACUUGAUUAAAUGGAAUGUGUAUUUAAUUGUAUCAUUGUCGAAUGUAUGUUUUUAAUCUGUGGUAAAUGUAAGUUUGUUUUCCAUAUGUGCACUUUAAAUUAAUGUUUUAAUGAG
This is a messenger RNA of Coregonus clupeaformis (lake whitefish), 3272 nucleotides long. RefSeq names its product sugar phosphate exchanger 3-like. The record is from RefSeq and is a predicted model, not a curated record. The annotation marks the transcript as partial. Gene Ontology annotation, molecular function: transmembrane transporter activity. NCBI's taxonomy places the organism in Eukaryota, Metazoa, Chordata, Actinopteri, Salmoniformes, Salmonidae. Gene Ontology annotation, cellular component: endoplasmic reticulum membrane. Gene Ontology annotation, biological process: transmembrane transport. The transcript has 12 exons.